CAAUCAACAGCUGCUAUAGCCAUCGCAUGUGAUGUGGACGUCGAUUUAUUUCUAGCAGAUACCGGACUCCAUGACUUUCAGAUACCAUAUACAGUGGAAACGGACAACGACGGAGUGGGCACAAUGAUGUUCGAGUCUGAGGUUCACAGCAGGCGCCAGGGUCGAGAGCCCCCACGAGGUCCAGAAACAACAGUGCCUGUCGUCGACGAUCCAUCCGGCAAGACACGAGCAAGUGCAGAGGAGACUACCAAACGUGGUUGCUGGUCUUGUAGACUGCGUCGGGUAAAAUGUGAUGGACAGUCGAGCACUCCGGGAGAGUCCUGCGCUAAUUGUCGCCGCCGGCAUAUCGAAUGCAUUGGCUGGGGUCCCAAGCGCCCAGCAUCGACGCGGGAUAAAGAAGCCGUUUCCGCGUACAAGGCUGAGAUGAAGAAAAAUUCCGCAAGCGCGGGUCUGCUUCGUGGGCAAGCACGAUCAGCGAGAUCCGUCCGGCACAGCUCCAUGCUGAUAUCGUCUUCCACGAUGUCUGGUAGUAGAGUACAAUCGGACAAUGAUGAGCAAUAGUCGUCCUAAACGAUAAUCUUGUUCAU
Messenger RNA from Postia placenta MAD-698-R-SB12, 587 nucleotides. RefSeq lists its product as hypothetical. Lineage: Eukaryota; Fungi; Basidiomycota; Agaricomycetes; Polyporales; Adustoporiaceae. Gene Ontology annotation, molecular function: DNA-binding transcription factor activity, RNA polymerase II-specific; zinc ion binding. Gene Ontology annotation, biological process: regulation of DNA-templated transcription. The transcript is spliced from 6 exons. The coding region runs from base 124 to 561 and encodes 145 amino acids. The record is from RefSeq and is a predicted model, not a curated record.